UAAUUUUCUGUGCAUCGUGAAUCAUUGUACACAGUUCUAUAGUGCAUUCAGACUUCAGUACAGUACAGGGCAGUGAAGACCCCUCUCUUUUCGUUUAACCGUUUGACAGUGACCUCCCGAAUUCCACCAGGUUUAUAGACCAUUCUAUACUGUUUCUUUAUCCAAUCAACUACAAAAAUGGCAAGCCAAAAUGUAGCCGGGAUAAAAGUGGAUGACGAAGUCGUUACGAAGUUUACCAAGGAAGGCAGAAUGAAAAAUGCUCCCUACAAAUGUCUGUGCAUGAAGUUCAAUGAUGAUAAGGAAUGUGCCUUGGUGGUGUUAGACGAGACCAACCAUGUACUCAAAGAGGCGGAGGAUAGUAUCCCAGACCUUGAUGAUUAUGACGCGAGAUUACCCUACGAGAAGAAAUUGUUCGAUGAUUUUGUCAAGAAAAUUAUGAGUGAUUGUCCAGAUAGUGUCAGAUUUUUCACGUGGGACUUCUACUUCAAGAGCACAAGUGGAACUUGCAAGACCAAACUUGGCCUUAUAGCCUGGAUCCCAGAAUAUACCAAGGGUAGGGGAAAGUUGUGCGGUGCUUCUGCAAAACCCGAAAUUGAACAUAGGAUCGAUCUCAAGGCUAGCGUUACGGUAAACGACGCAGAUGAUAUGGAUUACAUGGACUUGGCCAAAUCUCUUACGCUUGGAUUCAAGAAUUAAACGAAUCGAUAUCAUUACAUUUCAUCCUGUCGACAACAAGAAGGCCAAGUAGGACACUGUCAAUGAUGAUGUGACAUUAGAAGUUUUAAAAAUGCUAGUGCAAGAAAUGAUGAAUUUUUUGUGAAAUUUGAGUUUGUACCAUUGAAAUGUACAUAUAUGUACUGUUCCAUUCUCCUAGUUUGGUGUCAAUUACACUUAAGGUCAACAUGGCCGAUAGCCAAGGUGAAGCAUUGAACAUGGCUGUCCUAAUGCAUUUUCCAUUAGCCGUGGUUUUGCCCAUUCCCUCUAAAUGAAAAAAAUGGCACUUGACGAACUUCGUGCACAAGUAAUAGUACAUGUAUCUUAUAAAUGAUAUUUGAUGGAAUUAUAUUCAUUCCCAUGACAAGGCUAUGCCAAGUCAGUAUUUUGGAAUUCCGUAGUGGAGUUUUGACCAAUACUAAAUAUCUGGCUUUGCAAAGUCCUCUGAUUCAAAUGCAAGGGCAAGAGCGGUUGAUGGACACCUGUGGCUAUGUUGAGCAACACUGUCAAAUCAGCUGAUUUUUAAAGAUGUCCUCGCCAAUACCGAUGUGCGCUUUUUUGGUGUGCUGAAUUAGUCCAAAAACAUGUAAUAGUAAUUUGAAUUUUCGUCUCUGAGAUGCUCAUUGUUUUAUUUCAUUGUCUUUGUGCUAUUCCUUGCUGUUCAUUACCGUAACUGGAAAAUGAGGAUGACUGAGUAAAUGUGUCAAUGCGACCUAGAGUAGCCCUACAUGUAAAGGCCAGGUGAUAGUUGGUCAAAGGUCUGUUGGAAUAGAUUUGCCUCUUUAGAAACAUCUGCUCUUGGGCUGUUAUUGAGCCGACUGUUGUACAACGAGAGUCCACUACUUGUGUACAUGCUAAUCCCAUUUGGUCAGUUUAUAUUCAUUUUCGUCACUUUUAAUUUCAAUAGCGUAAUUUUACGUGAUCGGGUUGGGCACAGUUAUAUUUUGACCAAAAGGUUUGAAUGGACCAAAAGCAUAAAAAUGUGAUCUGCAGCCCAACGCAAUGCUUCUCGUAGUCCUUUUUUUACAGCACUGUCAGCUGCCCUACAAUAUAACCUUCAGUACUCUAACUGUCCGUGAUUUUGUCUUCAGUUCUAACUGAAUCUCUGUCGUCUGUCAUAUCUGUGGUUGUACAAUGAACAGUGUACAUGUCGGGGCUUCUUCUUAUAGAAACCUGGUCAAAAGCACUGAUUAACAGAUAAUUAUAUUCUGUCUGAAAAUGUAAUGUACAUAUGACCGAUAAAAUGUCUUUCGCGAAAAACAAAAUGAUUUUUUUACAAUUGCUCACUACAUUGUAACUACUUGUAGCCUCUUUUGAUGUACUAUUGUAAUAAAUAAGGGAAUUCGAA
Molecule: messenger RNA, 2062 nt
Organism: Lineus longissimus
Lineage: Eukaryota; Metazoa; Nemertea; Pilidiophora; Heteronemertea; Lineidae
Exons: 2
Coding region: 178-696 (172 amino acids)
Biological process (GO): actin filament fragmentation; actin filament severing
Cellular component (GO): cytoplasm; actin cortical patch; actin cytoskeleton
Molecular function (GO): actin filament binding
Source: RefSeq, a predicted model, not a curated record